AUGAGAGCUACUCAGAGCAGACAGAAGUCAUACGCAAAUAAGAGUAGGCGGCCUUUAGAGUUUCAAGCUAGGGAUCAUGUAUUCCUCAGAGUGACACCGAUGGCAAGUAUUGGAAGGGCUAUCAAAUCAAGGAAGUUAACUCUGAGGUUUGUUGGACCCUAUCAAAUUUUGAGGAGGAUUGGCGUUGCAGCUUAUGAGAUUGCCUUACCACUGCACUUGGCGAAUCUGCAUAAUGUAUUUCAUGUUUCUCAGUUGAGGAAAUACAUAGCAGAUCCAUCGUAUGUACUAGAGUCAGACGAUAUCCAGAUCCGGGAAGACUUGACGGUGAACACCGAACCAGUGCAGAUUCUCGACUCGCAAGUGAAAAAGCUGCGAGGGAAGAAGAUCAAGACCGUGAAAGUGCUUUGGGAUGAGGCUACUCCAAAGAUGACUUGGGAGAUGGAGGAUCACAUGAGGCAAUCCUACCCGCACUUGUUUCUUGGUAAGUCCUAUUUUCGAGGACAAAAAUCAAUAAAGGUCGGGGGAAUGUAA
Molecule: messenger RNA, 531 nt
Organism: Vigna unguiculata (cowpea)
Lineage: Eukaryota; Viridiplantae; Streptophyta; Magnoliopsida; Fabales; Fabaceae
Source: RefSeq, a predicted model, not a curated record